ACGUUAGAGAGGAAGCAACCACCGGCAAACAGCAACCGCGCAACGAUGGGUUAAUAAAAAAGAUUUGUUAAAAUAAAGUUAUGUAGACACACAUAUAAACUGCUGCAGUGUCAUAAGCUUACUUUAUUUUGUCGUCAUGUCUUCCAGAAAGCGUAAAAGACUCUUCAAGGAUACAAAGUGUGUUUUCUUUCCGGAUGAUAUCGAGCAUGGCUUUCAAAAAGUCAGGAGAGAGCCAUCAUCACUUUCAUCUGUGUCCUCCGCCAAGAGCUGGGAGAAGUGUGGAGACAGUUUCCUGGACACUCCAGUGAUAAAGAACCUGAAGUCAUCAGGAAGGAAACUGUCUGCCCUAAGACAGUUGGCGCACCCCCCUGCUUCAGUGCAGACCGGUGCCGUUCCCUGUAAUGAGGACUCAGUGCACAUUGCCUGGAGCUCCAGUGACAGUGAACAGUCCAAUGAUGAGACCCAGGAGCUGCACCUGUCCAGAGUUGUGUCUCAGCAGCAGCAGCAUCCCCAGAGACCAGGGAGACCCACAGCUUCCAGUCAGUCUUACACCAGAGCGCUGUGCAUGCUCAGCACUGAUAAAGAUGACCUUCCUGUUAUUGAGACAGACAGUGAUGUGAAUGAGUCUGAGGAAGAUGUUGAAAAGGACAGUGGGCAACAAAUCUCUGACUGUGAGUCAGAGUCCUUUGAUAAAAAACAAGAAGUUUUACCUGUUGGAACUACAAAUGUGACAGAGCUAGACAUCUCAGGCUACGUUUCCGAUGGUGAGAAUAUUGGUCAUACACUGACCUCGAGCAGGCUGGACUCAGAGAGCUUUCCUCUCCAAACUGGUGAGGGCAGCAAAAGGUCAGUCAGUGACUGGGUCAGAUCUGCUCAGGCGAUGCUGCAGACACCUCAGAAAUCAUUCGACAGGCAGUCCAAGACCCCAGAAGACUCCGCCAAAAAGAAACGGAAGUUUCAGAGGGGAGGUCUUGCUGAGAGGCUGAAUCGACUCCAGUGCAGACAGAGGUCAGCUGUUAGCUUCUGGAGGCACCAGUCAAUCUCUGACACCUCGACAACAACAGUGGACAGGCCUGGCGUACUGGUGCUUGAGGUGCUGGAGGUUCAGGAGGAGUACAGCAUGCAACUGGUGCACUGUGAGCCUCACCAGCCCCCCGGAGAGAGCCACCAACACAAUAAUCCUGCCUCUGAGGAGAGAGCUUGUAUGCUGGUGUUACUCAACAGAGAGACUGCAGCCCAGCUGAUCCCUGCACCUGGAGAUAUCAUUCACAUAUAUCCGCCAUGGCAAAGUCUCUCCGUAGAAGGUUUCACCUGUGGCAUCGUUCUGAACACACACUUCAGCCAGAAAGUCUACUCUGCUUCCAAACCAGCCAACAUGUCUACUCCUAGAGGCUGGCUCUCUGCCGAGAGGUGCAGUCCAUAUUCUCUGUGUAAAACAUUUGGACUGCUAGAGGUAUGUGGGACCACAGAGGAGCACAAUGCCAAACAGGUUGUUGACUCUGAUGCUCUGUGCAGUUUUGGGGGUUCAGGAGUUUUGACAAGACACUGCCUGUCUCUCCUGGAAGCUAUUGAGGGGCUGGGCCAGGCUGGCUCUGUGGGACAGGACGUGGAGGUGGUGGUCCAGAGAGUUUACUCCAUCCCUGUGCCUGACUGCUCCAUCCUUAAGCCCAGAGUUCUCUCCAGGUCUUCCUCAGCUCCUCCUUCUCCUCCUCCUCCUGCAGAAAAAGGCAAAACCAGGCUGUGUGUGCUCGUCCAGGACAGCUAUGGGACGUUCAGCGUGGUGCAACUCCACCUCCUGCCCUGCAAGGACGACCUCCACCAGUACUGCCACAUGUGGCAGGGGAGGACCUGUGUGCUGAGAGGCAUUAAAGUGGUGCAGCGGGUCACUCGAGAAAGGCGCACCAGGCUUUUCAGCUUGCUAGACAGCCUGUGGCCCCCAGUGAUGCCUCUUAAAGAUCAUGGAAACACACCCAGUGUGUCCAGUGAAAAGAGACCUGCAGGUCCAGCUCCGAGUUUUUGCUACCUUCUGUCUGGUCAGGAGAGCUCGGUUGAACCCGCCGAGGGGCAGACCUCACUGUCCUCGCUUUACCUUCCACCCGGAAAACAAACCUUACGAGACAUACUGCAGAGUGAUCUUAAAAUCUGUCGCUGCAGUUUUGUUGCCACUGUUAUAUACAAGAGAAUAAUGCAGAGCAGUGAUGUAGGCCAGGGGGAGGUUUGGUUGGUGCUGACAGACCCCAGUCUUCAGGAGGAGCGUCCCGAGAGGUCGUGCAGGCGAACAGCGGCCCUGUGUGUGAGCACUUCCUGUGUGCUCACUUCCUCUGUCCUCGCAGCACUAAAUUCCCCCGCUGCUUGUCGCAUGUCAUUCAGAGAUGCCAUCACAGAACAUGGUGUUCUUCUAUGUGUGGAGCAGUCAGUUGUUCAGAUGUGCUCUGCGGGUCCUGAAGACAAUCUUGAGUCCUCACCAGAGCCACUUUCACUGUCACAGUCUGAGCCCCAGGCAAAGACCCUGCCCCAACCUGUGAGACUGGAUCCCCUGAGUCUUGAGAUCACACCCAACUCCCUCUGCUCUCUGACAGGAGUGAUAGUUGGUGUGGAUGAGAACACUGCGUAUUCAUGGCCUGCCUGCAACCACUGUGGAAGCGGCAAAUUAGAGAUGUUAGCUGGAAGGCCUGAAAACUUCCACUGUCUUUCUUGUAAGUCAGUGGUGGACAAGCCGGACACAAGGAUUCAACUGGAAGUGUUCCUGAGUUCUUCAUUACAUAAUUGCACUUUGAAGGUUAAGGCGAUGGAAAAAAGACAUUCAUGGCCCUGCACCUUUUUAUCAUUCCGACAGCUGCAACAAAAGACCAUCAUGUCGAUCCUAAACACUGCAGCGCUGGAGGGUGAUGAGUUCCCAGGUUACGAUAUGGAGAAUGUCCUGGGAAAAGAGGUGGGCCCCCUCACCGUUUACGUCCGAGUCGUCACCAGGAAACCUGCCCUCUGGAUCGGCCUGGAAGAAAUCUGCCUCUGAGGCUGUCAGGGCAAGUAGCUAAUGAUAUCAAUCCUCAGGCUUCAGCUGGCUCCAAGGAUCUGCACACUAGGCCUUGGUCUGAGCCAGUUUAGCCUCCUCUCCCCCCCCUCUGAAGGCCUCCCUGACAGCUUGAGGCUGUGCUGAAGUGAACAGGCUGCAAGAAGACAAGGUCUUGUUUGUGUUAAUGAUAUGUGAUCCUGUGGACCAGCAGUUGACAGCCCAAGGGUAGACCAGUGGCAUGCAGUCUGUCAAAGCAGUCCACGUGGUUCAUCAAAUGGGAUGUGACUUUCUGAAAAGCACUCUUGGCUGUAAACAUAUUUUUUAAGUGGCCUUAAACACUUUUUCCAAAUGAACUACCUCUGUAUUUACUGAAACUAUUAUAUCAUCAAUAAAAGUUGUACUUUUGC
Chelmon rostratus (copperband butterflyfish) is the source of this 3420-nucleotide messenger RNA. RefSeq names its product scaffold protein involved in DNA repair (gene spidr). Lineage: Eukaryota; Metazoa; Chordata; Actinopteri; Chaetodontiformes; Chaetodontidae. Gene Ontology annotation, cellular component: nucleoplasm; nuclear chromosome. The transcript is spliced from 20 exons. The record is from RefSeq and is a predicted model, not a curated record. Gene Ontology annotation, biological process: regulation of establishment of protein localization to chromosome; double-strand break repair via homologous recombination. The coding region runs from base 137 to 3013 and encodes 958 amino acids.